CAUUCAUUACGCAAAUCGCUACCAAAUCGCGUUGAAUUUCGUCACCACAAGCUACCUUAAAUCAGUAUAAAUAAUUGUGAAUGGUUUCCUACUAAAGAUAAAGUUUAUUUACUACAGCUAUCAGCUAUAAUUAAUUGUAAUUUCCUCCCUGAUAAGAAUUUCUCAUCAAUUGUGCCGUCCAACAUUCCGGCUGUUUUUGUUUAUAACAACAAUCUGCUCAGUGUGUGUGAGUGUGUAUCGCGUGCUGGUUUCAUUAAAAGGCCACGUUACUACCCGCACACUUGCAAGCUAAACAACAAACAGCAGUAUCGUGGUUGUUGUUGUCGCCAACGUAGCUGCCAUUGCCAUUGCUUGUUGUUGUUGUUGUUCUUGUUAUAGUUGUCGCUAAAGCCAGGCAGCAGUUAUGGACUCACCUACACCGCCAAUUGUCAUCGAAGAUUCGAACGGUUCAGCAAUGGAUGCCUGCUUCACGGCAUUCGAUAAAGACGGCGAUGACCGCCUGAGUCUCGAUGAAUUUACGCUAAUCUGCCGUGCGCUGUUCCGUAACGACAAGGGACACAUCUACGAUGUGCCACACGAACGCCUCGAGGAGAUAUUUGCUGUCUUUGAUACAAACAGCGAUGGCUUCAUUGAUAGAGAGGAGUUUAAAUUUUGCUGGAAUCAAUGGAUAAAAACGAUUGUGCGGCCGGUGAACGCGUUUCUCAUUGUUGAUGUACAAAAUGAUUUUAUAAGUGGUUCCUUGGAUAUAAGUAAUUGCAGUGCACAGCAGCAAGGACACGAGAUACUGGAGCCCAUCAACAAGCUGCUAGAUACUGUCGACUUUGAUGCAGUAUUUUAUUCGCUAGACUGGCAUCCCAGCGAUCAUGUCUCCUUCAUCGACAACGUCAAAAUGCGUGCCAUGGACGAGUCAUCGCCGCUCGAUGCAGACUCGGCACAGGUCUUCGAUACUGUCAUCUUUGCCGGGCCACCGCCCAUGAAGCAACGUUUAUGGCCGCGGCAUUGCGUGCAGGACUCUUGGGGCGCUGAGCUGCAUAAGGACCUUAAGGUGGUGGAUCAUGGCAUUAAGGUGUAUAAGGGCACCAAUCCGGAGGUUGAUUCAUAUUCAGUUUUCUGGGAUAAUAAAAAACUGUCGGAUACCACGCUGAAUGCACAACUGAAGAUGAAAGGCGCCACAGAUAUUUAUGUGUGUGGCUUGGCGUACGAUGUGUGUGUGGGCGCCACGGCUGUGGAUGCUCUGUCUGCUGGCUAUCGGACCAUUUUGAUAGACGACUGUUGUCGCGGCACCGAUUUCCAUGACAUCGAGCACACCAAGGAGAAGGUUGUGACCAGCGAUGGUGUAAUUGUGCACACCAAUGAGGUCAAGGCCAUGGCCGAGGGUCGGGAUCGUCGCCCCGAGCUCGGUUAUAAGCUGGCCAUGGAGCUAAAGAGUCCCGACUCGGUGCUGUCGCAACGCAACGGUUUCAGACCCAGCUACUGAAUCACACUUAUUAUUAGACCUCACAGACAACAACAAAAACGAAACACGAGCUGAGCAUCACAAACCGCUUUGAAGAGAAAACGAAGCUUUGCAGUCACAACAUGACAUAUGAAAAGAAAAGACAAAUUUACACUUGAAAUACAUAGUACUCAUAUAUACCUAACCGAUGUGCCUCUAUUGGUAAAGCAAAUCGAUUGAGUAGCCACUAGCUUUUGCUAAAGACAAGACAAUUAGGUAUCGUAGUUAAUGUUCUAUUUGAUUAAAUGGAUUGAAGAGUUGAAGAGUUUUUAAUGAGAUAUAUGCUUCUAAUAAAAUAAGAAUAUCAAUUCAAUUGAUCACAAGUGCAAAAUAUUGGAAUUGCCCUAACUACUUUAAUACACCCUAUAUGCGAAAAAUAACACUUUCCAAGCGCUAAUGUUGUUGAAAUGUUGUUUUUGCACCCGUUCCAACCAUUAUACAGAUCUAUAAUUGUAUUUAUAGACAAAGCAACAAUCACGAUUAACUUACAAUUUACAAUUAGUGCUUGAAAUACUAUAUGCAUAUAUACUCGUACAAUUGUACUUAAAUAAUUG
Scaptodrosophila lebanonensis is the source of this 2049-nucleotide messenger RNA. RefSeq names its product nicotinamidase (gene Naam). Lineage: Eukaryota; Metazoa; Arthropoda; Insecta; Diptera; Drosophilidae. Bases 404 to 1477 code for a protein of 357 amino acids. Gene Ontology annotation, molecular function: calcium ion binding. The record is from RefSeq and is a predicted model, not a curated record. The transcript has 7 exons.